Molecule: messenger RNA, 1385 nt
Organism: Puccinia graminis f. sp. tritici CRL 75-36-700-3
Lineage: Eukaryota; Fungi; Basidiomycota; Pucciniomycetes; Pucciniales; Pucciniaceae
Exons: 4
Coding region: 281-1312 (343 amino acids)
Source: RefSeq, a predicted model, not a curated record
GAUAAGUUCAACAAGGUUUGAUUGGUUAUUUUAAUCAGGAGUUGCUCUACCAAAAAGGGAUAAUCCUUUCCUGCAAGGUGGUUAGUAUGGAGACUGGUUUUGAUAGAACUGCCCUCCAAAUGAGUGUGCAGUAGGUUUUGAGUGAGUGGGUUUCUUGGUUUCAAGUUCCCCAGAUUCUGAGAAGUCGGAAGUUCUCUCAGCAAUUCUUGAUCCCUACCACGAUCGACAGCCACGCUCCAUCAGCAGUUCACCGAUACCCUCCCUCCACCACCCCAGGGCAAUGUUGCCAAUCAACCAGAAUGCAUUCAACCUGUUCCGAUCAUCCUCCAGAACCACCCGGCCAAGGACCUGCUGCAAACUACUCAUUUUCUCCCGGGGUGCGAAGAUGUGGGUCCCGGUACCUCAAAAGGCCAAGACCGAGCCGGACAACCUGGCUCCACUACUAGACAGUCUACGGUUGGUUAAAGCUGUGAAGAUCGAUCAACCCGACCUACCUAUCGAACUAACGAUCGAACCUUUGAUGAAGAAAACGGUGAAUGCCAACGUCUUGAAAGGUCGCUUUGUCCUGACGAACCCGGUACCCAGCCCAGCUUCUUCGUCUUCUGGUCAAAACAACGAGAGUGGGAAGGAUGUGAUCGCUGUCAUUUUGGACGACCAAUCUGCUGAUGACGUUCGGUUGGCUAAGGAGCUAGGCGUGGACCAUUUCGGUGGACAGGAUUUACUAGAUAGAAUCCUUGCAGAAGAAGUUAAACCCACCAAACUCUUGGUCCAUUCUAAAAGUCCAAAGAUUCAGAACAUCUUCACAAGUUCAGAAAGCAAGAAGACCCUGUUCAAGACUCUAUCACAAUUGAACCUGAUCAUACCAUCAGAAAAGCGAGGAACGAUGUCAGAGAACUUGAAUGAAUUGAUCAUGAAUUCCAAAAACUCGAUCGACUGGCUAGUCAAGAAAAAACCGACGACCGAGAAACCAAUACAACCUUCAGAUCCAACCUCUUCCUCUCCAGUUAAAGCUGCAAAAGUGAACAAUAAAAACUCAAAGAAUCAAAUCGAUUCGUUUAUCUCCAUCCCCGUCGGUUCGAUCCAGAUGAAUCUCAUCCAUCUCGAACAGAACAUUUCAGACUUCCUCUCCAUGGUUUCGAACCUCACUCAAUUCGGUACUGCCUCCACCACCACUGCCUCUAAAAGUUCGUCUAACUCCGAUACUCUUCCUAAACUAAAAUCCAAUUUCAAGUCUGGUCGACCGAUCAAAAAACCUGGUAUCUAUAAAGCCACACUGACCGUCAAAGGCAUCCCGCCGAUCACUGUCAUCUGAACGCAAUCCUUCAUUUCUAUCUCUAUCUCUCUCUAUUUUUUUUUCUGUCUUUAUUUGGUACUCAAGAAGGGAA